AUGAUCCCCCGGGAGCCGCAGCGCCCGCCUGUGUACGUGCCCGUGCCCAAAGAAACCAGCAAGAAACGGCAACGGGAGGAGGAGGAGGAGGAGGAGGAAGAAAGCCCGUCCCUAAUUGGAAGCCCACGUUUGCAAGAAGCUGCCAAAAAAGUGAAAGCGAAGAAAAAGAAGCAGCUUUCUGAUGCGGAGAAAAAGUUGGCAGACAGAGAGAAUGCUCUAGCAAGUGCUGAUUUAGAAGAAGAAAUUCACCAGAAACAAGGGCAGAAAAGGAAAAUUUCUCAAUCUGGUGUUCAAGUAGCAGAUAGAAAAACACUUGGUGAUGAAGAUGACACAGCUGUCAGUCAAAGGAAGAAAACACAAAUGAACCCAGAAGAAGAGAGGUUAAAGAACGAGAGGACUGUGUUUGUGGGGAAUCUGCCUGUCACAUGCAAUAAGAAGAAGCUGAAGUCAUUUUUUAAAGAGUAUGGGCCAAUAGAAUCCGUGCGAUUUCGCUCUGUGAUUCCAGCAGAGGGAACUAUGUCCAAAAAGUUGGCUGCAAUAAAACGUAAAAUUCAUCCUGAUCAGAAAAAUAUUAAUGCGUAUGUAGUAUUUAAGGAUGAGAGCGCUGCUACUAAAGCAUUGAACAGAAAUGGGACCCAAAUCGCUGAUGGAUUCCGCGUUAGAGUUGACCUCGCAUCCGAGACCUCAUCUAGGGACAAGCGAUCGGUGUUUGUGGGGAAUCUCCCGUACAAAAUUGAAGACGCGGUGGUGGAGGACCACUUUCUGGACUGCGGGAACAUCGUGGCCGUGAGGAUCGUGAGAGACCCGCUGACCGGUGUCGGCAGAGGCUUCGGCUACGUGCUCUUCGAGAAUACAGAUGCUGUUCAUCUUGCUCUGAAAUUAAAUAAUUCUGAACUGAUGGGGAGAAAACUCAGAGUCAUGCGUUCUGUUAAUAAAGACAAAUUAAAACAAAAUUCAAAUCCCAGUUUGAAGAAUGUCAGUAAACCGAAGAAGGGACUUAAUUUUGCUUCCAAAAAUGUAGGACAUUCUAAAAGUUUAUUUAUUGGAGAAAAAGCUGUUCUCGUCAAGAAGAAAAAGAAAGGACAGAAGAAAAGUGGACGAACUAAGAAACAGAAAAAACAGAAAUAGCAACUCGAAGCUUUCCUUUUUCCACUGAGCACUGGUAAUAAAAAUGGUGAAACCAUG
Myotis davidii is the source of this 1185-nucleotide messenger RNA. RefSeq names its product RNA binding motif protein 34 (gene RBM34). Lineage: Eukaryota; Metazoa; Chordata; Mammalia; Chiroptera; Vespertilionidae. Gene Ontology annotation, molecular function: RNA binding. The record is from RefSeq and is a predicted model, not a curated record. The transcript is spliced from 11 exons. Bases 1 to 1128 code for a protein of 375 amino acids.